GCUAGCAAUCAGCUGUUUAUCCAAAUUUAAAGAUAAAUAGUAUCAAUUGUUUGGGUAAAAACAGUUUUAUCGUGUUGAAAAAUUAUCAGUAAAUUUAUCUCAAUAAAUCAUGAAAAAAAUAUACUGUGACAACUGAUAGUUAAUGAAUUUAAAAUAUGUUCUUUGAUGUAAUUUAAAAAUUUGAUGAAACUGGAAGAGUCUUAAAAAUGUGACAUUGUUACAAUUUGGACAUUGCACAGCAUUAAAAAAAAAUAUAUAUAUAUAUAUUCAAUAUGGAUUGGAAAAGAUGUGAAGAGACAUGGACUUUUCCAAAAGUUGAAGCAGCUGAUAAUUUAAAAAUUGAGACAGAUGAUUUACCCCAAAAAGAAGAAAUUGAAAUUAGUUCAAUUCUUAAACCAAAUUCAAACGAUGUUCGUGAAUUUGUUUGUGGAUGGGGAUCGGCUGUUAUUAAUAUUACAGUUACUUAUCCUAUAAAUAAAAUUAUUUUUAGACAGAUUUUGGAUGGUGUACCUGCAAAUGCUGCUAUACGUCAAUUAUCACAAGAAGGUUUUAGUCUUUUAUAUCGAGGGAUACUGCCUCCUCUUUGUCAAAAAACUCUUUCAUUGAGCAUAAUGUUUAGUGUUUAUGAAGGUACAAAAGAAAGAAUUAGUAUAUUGACAGGAAAUAAAGUAUUUGCAAAAAUUUUAGCAGCCAAUAUUGCUGGAGCAACUGAAGCAACUUUAAUGCCAUUAGAAAGAGUACAAACUCUAUUGCAAGAUUAUCGUUAUCAUAAUAAAUUUAAAAAUACAACUCAUGCUUUUAAUUAUAUAUUAACAAAAUAUGGUGUUCGUGAGUGUUAUCGUGGACUUGUUCCCAUUAUUUAUAGAAAUGGACUUUCAAAUCUCACAUUUUUUACGCUAAGAGAUAAAUCAAAAGAAUUAAUGGGUGAUAGACAAUCAAUUUUAAAAAAUUUUAUUUCUGGUGCUGUUAUUGGUGGUUUCACGAGCACAGUGUUCUAUCCCUUUAAUGUAAUAAAAAUUCACAUGCAAACAAAAAUAGGUGGUAAUUUUGAUAAAUUUACUAUAACUGUACGUGAAUUGUAUAUUGCUCGAAAUCGUAGUAUAACGAGUUUUUAUAAAGGUGUUCAUUUAAAUUACAUGAGAUCAUUCAUUAGUUGGGGCGUUAUAAAUGCAGCUUAUGACUUUUUAAAGAAAAUAGUCUUUUGACGAAAACAACAACUUUAGAUAAUUGUUCAGCUAUUAUUAAAAAAUGUUAUGUAGAGAAAAUUUAUUAUUGAUUAAUUUUACAAGUUAUGCCCUAUUGUUAUUAAAAAAAAAAUAAUUAUUUUUGUACCAACACUUUUAAUUAUGCCAUAAUUGUUAUUAAAAAUGUUAUGACUCUUUACGAGGUAAAUGUGAGAUAAUUUUAUUCUUUUGUUAAUAAAAUUAAUGUUAU
Molecule: messenger RNA, 1434 nt
Organism: Leptopilina boulardi
Lineage: Eukaryota; Metazoa; Arthropoda; Insecta; Hymenoptera; Figitidae
Product: mitochondrial nicotinamide adenine dinucleotide transporter SLC25A51
Exons: 3
Coding region: 273-1205 (310 amino acids)
Source: RefSeq, a predicted model, not a curated record